CUCGGGUCAGCUGAUCGGCUUCAGGGGCAACCCGGGUGACCACGCUCACCUAUGGCAGAGGCUGAAGAUGAAGGAGAUCCUCAAAGGCAGCUACUGCCUCAGAACCGACAGCAGCAACCUCCCCCCAAUCCUCUGGCCCCCUUGGCCCCUCACCCCCUGCCCCCUGUGCCCCCUCUCUACCUCCCCAAGUCAAUGAGACGCUCGGCGGAGGCAGACAGAGACACACCUCUACACACUGCCUGUCUUACCGGCAGCUACGACCAGGCUCUGAUGUUGCUGCUACGAGGUAGCCUGCCCGACCCAACCAACGUAUGGAGAGAGACGCCACUCCAUCAUGCCACUUCUCGGGGACAUCUCCACAUCAUGAUGUUACUCCUGGACGGUUCGGCCCUCGUUAACGCCACCGACCACCAGGGGCUUACCCCUCUCCAUCAGGCAAUCGUCCACGGUAACAGAGAUGCCUGUGAGCUCCUGUUGUGCUACGGAGCCGGGAUUCACGGGGAGAAUGGGGUUAAACGGACCGAGGAUGGGGGCGUGGUUGGAGUGGAUACCACGAGGUCGCCACUGGAACUGGCCUCAUAUGUACACGUGUGUCACGAGGUGGUGAACACUGCUCUUGGUAGGGUGUGGUCGCUGCAACACUCGUGUAGAAUCACCAUCAGGAGAAGUCUCGGGGUCUCAAGAAGACGCAGAUUAAAGGAGCUUCCCCUUCCACCUCACCUGAUUGUGUUCCUCUCGUCGCUGCCCGUCGGCCGUAGCGACGAUCUCCACGACAACUGGGAGCGUCGACGCAGCACCAAGGCCGAGAGUGUGAGGAAGAGAGGGGAGGCGAGGAGGAGGGGAGGAGGAGGAGGAGGGGGAAGAGGGAGGGGGAUACACCACAUCAGAAACUCAUUUCCACACACAUAGCAUUUGUAUGAUCAACAGCCGCCCAUUAUUCUUCAUAAUACAGAUUAUAUUGUUGGCGAGUGAGGCGAACUUACCAAGUCUGAA
This is a messenger RNA of Geodia barretti, 993 nucleotides long. NCBI's taxonomy places the organism in Eukaryota, Metazoa, Porifera, Demospongiae, Tetractinellida, Geodiidae. The record is from the annotation of a GenBank genome assembly.